AUUUAGUCAGUUUGUAUCGAGCUAGACGCGGUGUUGUAUCCGGUUUAAAAUUAAGAAAUAUCGUUUCUUAGGCGCACGAGUUACACGGAAGACGUAAACAGACGGUUUAUACCGCGUUUCAAACGAUUUCACCGUAAUAUACACGUGUUGUAUCGGAUUUUAGAUCCAUUUAUUCGAUUAUUCGUCGACUUGCAAUUUUAUAGAUAAGUAAUAAAGUAGUUAGAUAAGUUAUUCGUAAUUCGAGGAAUUAUUCAACGAUCCUCGCGAAUAAUCGCGCCCAAAGAAGGAAAUCGUGAAAUUGCUAAUUUCUGGACAGAGUUUAUAUAUAUAUAUAUUUAUAAUUUUUCUGGUUUUCGUUACGUGCUCGAUUUAAUUAUUCGAAACGGUAAUUCUCCGUCCGUUUCGUCCUUAGCGCGAUAAAUAUUUGCUCCGUUUGGGACGGUUGAACCGUGUGCGAUUGAACGUCUACGAAAUCGCGAAAUCAGGAAAAUUUGGAGAUUAAAAAUGAAGCUGGAGACGCGUGUAAACCCCAGCUCGAAUUGGUAUCGUCGACCACGUAAACGUCCUCUGGUAGGACCGACGGGGUCCCCUGUUCUAGACGCUACUUUGAUCAUGCAAACCAGAACUUGCAAAUGGUUUCGCAAAAGCAAAUCUGUUAACGUUAUAAAGCGGGUGACCUUUCGAGACGAAGCAAUUAUAUCGAUGUCUGUGGCUGGGGAGGUAACCGACACUUCAAUAAUGGAAGUGGGCCGUUCGAGACCUCAAUUCCAGUAUUCCAGGGAGGAGUUGAUAAUGAUAAAGUUUCUGCCGUUAUCUAUGAGGAGGCCCGAUUUCUUAGAUACCUCGUACAAUAAUUCGCGCGGUAUAUGGGAUCCCGAACGUUGGCAUUCGGGUAGGAAGCGAAGCGAUACACCCCCGAAAGACGAAAGGACCGGACGUGGUGAUCAAGUUGCUGAAAAUCAUAACAAACGUCGUAACGGUGAUCCACGAGAACGAAUCCGUAAAGAACAAGACGGAAUAGUUCUGAGCCCUCAACGCAGAAGUUUUAAUUCGGGUUGCUUCGUUAACGUGAAUCAGCCCUCGAAACGACGACCCGAGAGCCCCAUAGGAAAAACAGAGGUUAGUCAUAGGGAACCCGUACGACGAAUCGGUAGCGGGAGGAUCCUGCCCCGCGACAUAUGGGACUUUAGACCUGAGAACGAGAAGCUGGAACCUGAACGCGCGGACUUCAGUUUCCGAUCCGGCUCGAGCGGGGGCAAUUCGAUGCGGGAUCGCGACAGCAGGGACGCUCGGGAUGGGAAGGAUCGCGAAAACGUGAGAGAGAGGGAUCGCGAGCGCGACAACUUGCGCGAACGAGACGACAGGAUCGAGCGUUACGAGCGAAGGUCCUUCGGUCGCGACUACGGGGACAGAGACAGGGAUCGGGACAGGGGAAUCGAACGGAACGAUCGUAACCAUCAGCCGGAUCGGGAAAAGGACAGGAGGGAAAGACGAUUCAGCAAUGAUCGCAGGCGAACAUAUAGCGACAAUCGCAGCGAGGUGGACGAGCCGGAGUGGUUCAGUUCCGGGCCCACGUCGCAGCACGACACCAUCGAGCUGAGAGGCUUCGAGGACAUACCCGAGGAAAAGGCUGUAAACAACAAUAGCAAUACUAAGAAUAAGAAGGAAACUCCGGCGCAGAAGAAACGCGGGAAGAAGAAUUCUCUGGAGAAGGACGAGAAGCAAAGCGAGAAUUCAGCUGGUCCCAAAGGGCGCAGCACGCCGACCGCUAUGGAUCAACCUAUGAACGUCGUCGCGGCGCCCCAUUCGCCCAUUUCGGAACAGAACGAGUCGUCGUCCCUCGCGCAGAAACCGAAUCAUGAUUCCAGCGAGAGCACCGUCACCGAACAAAGCUGCGAGACGACCGACAACUCGAGCAUCUCGAAUCAAAACCAAGAGAACAGCCAUCCAGAUUUCAACCUCGACGAGUUCUUGAAAUCGGACACGUUCCCUGGUGUUCCUGGGCUUUUAACUAACGGAGUUGGCUCGAACGGGGGAUCUUGUUCGCGAUUUAGUCAGUGGUUCAAAAGGGAAAGUCCGGUUCAACAAGUGGACAGCCGCAGAACUUCUAUACAGGACGACAUAUUGAAUAAUCUUCUUAACGAUAUCACCGAGCCAAAUAUUCAGAUCCCAUCGGUGACCGAGUCUAACGCAUACUUCGCUCCUAUUUCUCCUGCCAACACGACUACGAACACCACAUCUACUACCGGAGUUAAAUUAUUGGAAAUGCUGCAACGUGGGAGUAAACCGAGUCAGAACGGACAAGGGGACGCGACUAGCACUGUCGUACCUUUAAUGAAGAGCACGACUAUCAAAGAUAUGGAAGUUGGUGGAAAAGUUGUGCAUAGCCUGGAGGAAUUAGAAGCAAGUAUGCGAGGUGGUGCUCCUCCACCUACGUCUUCGACUGAUCAACCUCGUGUAAAUAAGACUGAAGAAGAUCUCUCUGCUUUUAAGAAAUUGCUUGCUCAAGUGACUGGAGGACAAGCUAUACCAGCAGCGAACAGUCCCAUGUCCCAGAAACAAUCUCCAACGUUGAUGCAACUGCUUAAUUCGCAACUGAAAACCCAACCGAUUGCCCCUCAGCAAUCUGUCCCCGAGUCAAUUCAUCCUACGAGGUUUAAUCACGUUGGCUCUCUUGGACCGAGUCCGCACUCGGAUCAGGCACAGAUGCAGCACGAACAUCUGAUGAAAGUAUUACAAAUCCAACAGCAACAGAAGCAGCAGCAGCAACAACAACAACAACAACAACAACAGCAGCAGCAGCAGCAGCAGCAGCAGCAGCAUUCUGAUAUGUUUUCGAUGAUGAUGGGUGGUCAACGAAUCGUUGACAGGAGUCCUUUGCAAAUGAUGCUUAACAAAGCCCCAACGAGUCUCGAACUCCUUCAAAGACCGGAAGCUCAAGCCAUUAUUCAAGGUCUUCAACAGGGAGAGAUAACUAGGCAGCAUCUCAUACAGCAAUUGCAGAAUCCAGCUAUGCAGCAUCGUCAUAGAGAGCUUUUAGUAAAUAUUUUAAAAAUUUAUGGCGGCACCACCCCGCGUACAAUAAGCCCACAUCCCAGCGCACCUACUCCUCAGGAUCAUAUCUUGCAACAGAUGUUGUACCAGCAGCAGCAGCAAAGGAUUCCAUCCCCCAUGAAUAACGUGAUGCAGCAUAAAGUUCCUUCACCGCGGGCGAUCGUAAUGCAGGCACAGACUAUAAUGCAAAAUGCUCUGAUUAAGCAAAAGUUGGAGGAGCAACGCGAGAACUACCGUAAACGGCAGGACGAAGAAGAACAGCAACAGCAGCAACAAGCUCAACACAGAGCGUCGAGUCCUGUCAACUCUCCAGCGAAGCACGCGAUGAGCCCGACGCCGCUCGCUUUUACCCCGACAUCAGUGUUACGUAAAAUGACUGCCGAUAAGGAACCUGAGGGCAAUAGUAACGAUCCAUCGAAAUUGGCAGCCCAAUCGCAAACACCACAGAUGCAACACAUGCCGUCUGCUGUUCAGUUACUAGCGCAAGGAGCUCUUUCUCGGCAUAACACGUUGCGACCACAAUCUGUUCAAUCCACAUGGUCGAAUCCACCUGUUAAACAACAUCCAGGUCGACCAAUAGUGAAAGGCGGCAGCGGGGUUAAUCAGUUCCAAUAUAGCGGAAACACAGAUUUCCAACAACAACAACAGCAGCAGCAGCAACAACAACAACAUAGGACGAUUUCAAGCGUGUAUGGAAAUUCUGCACGCUCGAAACAUACCAUGACUACACCCAUACCGCAUCACAAUGUUUCCCAAUACAAUAUUGCUCAAAAUUCAAUGAUAAAUCAGAGGUCAAACGCCAUGAACAACCAAAUGAGAGUGCAGCAGGUUCAGUCGCAUCUCGCUAACAUGCAACAUCAGCCCCAGCAGCAACAACAGCAACGGACCCUUAAUUCGCAAAUGCAAAUUGUUUUGAAUCAAAACUACAAUUCCAGUCGAACAGAUGAGCGAGUAAUGCGGUCACAGCAAAUGAACAUGCCCGUAGGUCGUCAAACAUCGCCAGGUUUAGAGUACGUGGGUACUAACGCUGGGGAUCUUUCGCCAACUUCUAAUCAAUUGGCACGAUGGUUCAGUCCAGAACUUCUCGCUCAGGCUCGAGCUGGUAAGCUUCCGGAGCUUGUCCAGGCAAAUGUCUUAUCGUUGGAAGAAUUAGAAAGACUUCAACAUGCAUCGACUACAGUGCAUAAUUAGAUUAAUAUUGUACCUUCUCAUAUUUACAAUUUGCAAGCAGAGAAUUCUAUUGGCAGGUCGACUGCCGCGACAAAUUAUACCUUUUAAAUUUAGAUGGCUUUUCAUAUUAAACACUCAGUAUGAAGAUUCACUCGUAUUAAAGACAAGUCUGUUUAAGUAAUACAAUAUAAAAGUAAACAAAAAUUCUGCUUGCAUACACAAAGUCAUUUAGGUAACGAACCUUAACGGGAGUAAGGUUUAGAGAAGUAAUAUCCACCCUGGUCAGAAACAUUUUUGCACACGAUACAGAUGGGUUGAGCAGUAUUUACUUUUCUAGGGGGGAACGUCCUUUUUUGAGUAUAUCUUACGACUUAUUUGUAACAAAUUUUACAAAGCGCGUUAACUGAAUGCUACAAAUGUACAGAGGAUAUGGAAUAAGAUGUAAGAUUGAAGAUAACUAAAGCGAAGUGAGCCAUUUAAAAAGAAGUUUAAACGAACAGCUUUCUACGACAAAGAUUUAUUGCUUAUAAGACUGAGAAACUUGGAAAUUCUUAUUAUUGACUACGAGGAAGUAACGUACUAUGUCUCUACACACGCUCUUUCUAAAUGGCGCAAUAAAGAAAAUUAUUUGCCUACGCAUGGACAGCAAGUUCUUAUUUUCAACAAGCUCACAUAUCUUCGAGAUCUGUAAUUUACAGCGGCGCUUCGAAAUCUGAAAUUGUUCGAAUUUAAUAUUAUUGUACGUUUUAGCGUUAUGGAAAAUCGUAACAGCAGUCAGUGAUGGUUAGCUUGCGAUGUCUUUCGGGCAAAUAAUAUUUACGUAACCUUGACGAAGUUGCAACUCUCUCAAGUACAGUUAUCUACGCAGAAAAAAAAAGUGUCAUAUAUUACAUACUACUUACAUUAUUGUGGACUACGCGAACAGAGUGAAUAUUCGAGAUAAAAUAACGUGAACGAGCACUCAUUAGGUCUUGCAUUAAUUGCAAAAAUAAACAUGUACUAUAUACUUUGUAGAAGUGUAACGAGGGUACAGUGUUAUUAUCAUGUUCGAAAGUGGAAGUUAGCAGUUAACCAUGGAAGAUAUAUAAAAAGGAAAUGCAUUUGCAGAAUUUAUUUAACGAAAGAAUAAAAUAGAAAACAUUUAAAAAGCAAAGAGAGAACAUUCCACCGGUCAUAGAGGGACAAAAUAAAUAACAAAACGUGUUUAGCAAUUUGAAAGAUUCGAUAUCGAUAUUGCUGCUAGCAUACGUUUACUUUAUAAUUAACUCGUUAUUUUUGUGAUUACAUUUUUCGUACGAUUACGAUAAUUAUAUUUGGCCUAUAGCAAUAAUAAUGAUAGUACAGAACGUUGUGUUCCUUUACUUUUUUUUUUCCGUUACGCUAGUUAGUGAUUGAUAUAUAUGUAUACUGGAGUCUCGCAUCGGUUGCACGAAAUUGCAUUUUCUUUAAGAAACAACAGUUGUUCGUAUACUACGGGUUAUUUGCAAUCCUUGAAAAGACGUUAUAGAAGCUAAUACGACAAUUAAAACAAACUGCAUUCGCUAAAUUAUAAAAAUGGAUCGACUCGAGUUGAUCCUUGGGUUCAUUUUAUAACGAUACUCUAUUUCAAAUAAUGAAUAUAUUCGUACAAAUUUCUUGUGUAAUGUACAGACGAUUGUACAUCAAAUGUCGAUUGGACAUUGUAAUUAAAGGAACAGUAAAUUAUGAUAUAAAUACUAAAGAACAACUUAACGAAACUCUGGUUUAAUAGUUGUGCAGCUGCGCUGCAAGUUUGGUCUUGUGCUAUAUAGAAAAUGCGAUUAGAUGUUUUGAGGCUCUCUAAGCAUUAUAAUUUUCAUUUCAUUAAUAAAGAAAAAUUAGUGAAACACACAAUAUAUUAUCCACUAUAGUUAGCGAUCUCGUUUCUAGUAUUUUCAUUGUUCUAAAGUAUCUCGAUAUGUCAAAGGUGUAAUGUUCAGAUCACACUUUCAAUUACCUGAUUAAUCUGUAUUCACUGUUUAGACUUGCAUAACGCGUCCAUAAGUGUGGAAACCAUACUAUAUAAAAGACAAAGACGUUGGAAGUAAUUUGCCAUGAAUGUAAUUACUACAAGUACUGCCAACAACAAAUGUAUUAGUGUUAUUAAGUACCAAAAGGAUAGACGGUGAUAUUUGUUCUCAGAUAUCGCUAUCGAGUAACAUUGUUGCCUUAGAAGAGGCUAUCACAAUUGAAAUCUAUGAAAUUAAACGAGAACGAUUUAAAAAAAAAAAAUCAAAUGUUCUUUACAAAAAGCAAAUUGCAUUUACGUUAGACUCCGUUUCUAUGAAUAGCAACGCUUGACCAAUAUUUGGUGGAAAACGUUUAUUACAAAAUUGUAAGGAACUUUUAAUUCACUUUUUUAAGAAAUAAAAAGAGAGUAAUAGUG
This is a messenger RNA of Hylaeus volcanicus, 6628 nucleotides long. RefSeq names its product myb-like protein Q. Bases 505 to 4245 code for a protein of 1246 amino acids. The record is from RefSeq and is a predicted model, not a curated record. Gene Ontology annotation, molecular function: mRNA binding. The transcript has 15 exons. Gene Ontology annotation, biological process: negative regulation of translation. Gene Ontology annotation, cellular component: cytoplasm; nucleus. NCBI's taxonomy places the organism in Eukaryota, Metazoa, Arthropoda, Insecta, Hymenoptera, Colletidae.